UGCCAUGAAGAUGCCGUCACACUGGCCGUGCACCCUCCAUAGAUCGAUGCCAGCUUCAUCGUCCCCACUUUGUUGCGCCCUCUGGUUUUAGCUGAUUGUGCUCAGCACUUCAGCAGUAUCCAUCCAUGUACACAUUCCACAUCUAUCCCUUUGGUGUAGUAAUGGCGGCAUGUGCUGCAACAGUCGAGUUAACGGUGUACCCAUGAUCGGUCGGCUUGCGCAUUCAAUUGCUAAUCUACUUAUCCAUCUGUAGCUGCUGGUUAAAUUGAUUGAUUGAGAUUGAGUGAUUGCCUCUACGGCUCUACGCUACGUACGUACGUGUGAAGGUCGAGCUGUUCAUUCAUCCCUUGAGUAAUUGUUCAUUGAUGGAUCUUCCAUGGAGUGGAUCGCUCGCUCGCCGCCUGCUUCCUGGCUAUAUACACACCCUCGCCAUGGCUGCCGCUCCCUCACUUCGCUUGUGGUUGUUGUCGCAGAGGUGCAGCGGGUAGAUAGAUAGGUGGAGAUGGUCGCCAUGGAAGGAGGUGGUGGCGGGAGGCUGCUGCUCCGCGUUCUCAUCGUCUGCGCUGGGGCGCUGAUGGCGGCCGCUGCGGAGGGAGGCGGCGGCGGCGGCGGGGACACGUCGGUCGUCUUCGUCGUCGGCAUGGCCCAGUGCGCCGGCUGCGGGAGGAAGAGCUUGGGCGCCGAGGCGGCGUUCAGGGGCCUCAAGGUCGCCAUCACGUGCAAGAACGAGAGCAAGGCCGUCGCCAGCCUCGACGGCACGGGCGCGUUCGAGGUGCUCCUCCCGGCCGACGCCGGCGCCUCCGAGUGCCUCGCGCAGCUCCAGAGCGCGGCGAGCGGCGCGCCGUGCCCCGGGCAGGAGCCGUCGAGGAUCGUGCCGCUGCUGGCCGAGGGCGCGGGCGAGGGCACCUUCGUCGCCGUCGCUGGCAAGGCGGCGCGAGGUGGGACGUCGGCAGCGCCCGAGUGCGCGGCGGCCAACAUCUGCUUCCCGUGCCACGCGUUCGGCAGGAAGCCCUUGUUCGCGCACCGGCGCAUGAAGCCCAUGCCGGUGUACGCUCCGCCCGUGUACGGGACGCCGGUGCCGGCGUGCCUGUGCACCCCUACCCCGGCCCCGGGGUGCCAGUGCCCUUCUGCCAUGCCGGUUUACGGGACGCCCGUGCCGGAAUACUACCCGCCUCCAGCCCCGGAGUACGGGACGGCGACGCCGGUGUAUGCUCCGCCAGUGUACGGGACGGCGACGCCGGUGUAUGCUCCGCCCACCGUGCCCGUGUACGGGACGCCGACGCCCGUGUAUGCUCCGCCCACGGCGCCCGUGUACGGGACGCCGACGCCGGACUGCCCUCCCGAGGCGCCGGAGUACGGGACGCCGACGCCGGUGUACGCUCCGCCCACGGCGUCGAGAUGCCUGUGCACGCCUACUCCAGAGCCGGGAUGCCAAUGCCCUUCCACGAAGCCGGCGUACGGGACGCCGACGCCGGUGUACGCUCCGCCCACGGCGCCGAGAUGCCUGUGCACCCCGACCCCGGAGCCGGGAUGCCAGUGCCCCACUCCAACCCCCACGCCGGUCUACGUGGCGCCGCCGACGCCGCAGCUCCCUCCCCCCACGCCGGUGUACGGGACUCCAUCGCCGGUAUACGCUCCACCCACGGCGCCGGUGUACGGGACUCCAUCGCCGGUAUACGCUCCACCGACGGCGCCCGUGUACGGUACUCCAUCCCCGAGAUGCCUCUGCACCCCGACCCCCGCGCCGGGGUGCGAGUGCCCUGCUCCCACCCCCACGCCAGUCUACGGCACGCCAGCACCGACGACGUACCCUCCUGCCGCUCCGGCGUACCCACGGCCGGCGCCGGAGUACGGAGCGCCGCCGGCGCCAGAGUGCCCGCCAGAGUACGGCACGCCCAUCUACACUCCUCCGGGCCACCAGUAGUUCUAUCAAUGCAUGGUAGCACUCUGACAUUACGAGGGUACAUUCUGAGGGGAAUAAAAGGUUGUGAGACUGAUUAAUGGCGGCCAGCUUUGAUGACGAUGGAGCAUGCUCGUGUACGCUGUACGUACUUUCCAAAUUGUUUGCAUUUGGCAAUGGACACAGGAAGGUGUAUGUUCAUGCGUGAUGUGACGUUCUCCCUAGGAAGAACUAUACUCACUGGUCACUAGAUCACGAUGAUGGCACGUGUUGCCGCGCCCCCUAAGAUUUAUUUUUACCAUAGUGCUAUACUAGUAUAUAAAUUAUGGGAAACAUGUGAGCCAGCAAAGAUGGGUGGAUGGAUGCGCGGUUUUAAAUUUUGGAAACAUGGGAAUUCUGCUUUUAACGAA
Molecule: messenger RNA, 2310 nt
Organism: Triticum dicoccoides
Lineage: Eukaryota; Viridiplantae; Streptophyta; Magnoliopsida; Poales; Poaceae
Product: proline-rich protein 4-like
Exons: 1
Coding region: 503-1924 (473 amino acids)
Source: RefSeq, a predicted model, not a curated record